ACAACGUGAAUUUAUUCAAAUAUCUACGGGCAGGACCCUGAGCUGACAAGUUAAAAAGACAACCAAAACACCGGAAAACAUGCUUUUUGCGUUCAGAAUAAAAGUAAUGUUGUUGAAAAAAGGAGCUCAGGCUCAGGAUUUGCCACCACAGGCCCCCAACAGAAACAUAUUGUCCACCAAUCAUCUACCAGACUUAACCUAACUAUCAACAUUUACUGAUGCAUUCCCCAAAUCCAUAAACAAGAAUUAAGUGUUGAAACCCCCAGAGCUGUGUUGCUGUGGGUGUCAAACCUGUCAGUCUACCUGGACAGUGUUUACUUCUACUUUUUCAACCUGUUUUAACUUGCUGAUGUGAAUAGACUAGGAUGUAAUAUAGUCAUAGACUAUGCAACAUUAUUUCACGUCACCCUUAAAUGCCCAGAGUCAAUUUCCACAUGAUUAUUUUCUACUUUUUCCCUAAAUCAGAGUGAGGUAGGUUUUAUUUAGCCAAAAUAUGUCUGUAAUAAUCUUAUCAGGCUGUGCCCUUUUUCGCCUAUUUGCUCAUACACUAAAAGAAGAAAAGGGUUGAAUAAGGUUCCCCGAUAUGCCAGGUGUGAGCCAUAUCCCCCACAUCUGCUUUGCACAGAAUGACAGCAGUGACUAAACCUGAGAUGAACAGAACUACAUGAGGGUUACAUCUGAGCCACAGUCUGUCCCCAUGUGAGCAGCUGUUCCUGUUGGUUUCGUUGUUGUAUGUCUGUCUAUGUGGUGCACUGUCAGUGAGACAUAUGCUCUAACGAUUCAGUUUUAUGAUAAUAAAGUUGGGGACUUACAGGAAACAUAUUUAUAUACAAGCUCUUAAAAUACUGGAGCGAGUAAACUGACACCCAUGUGUAAAAUCAGUGUAAUGUCCUUUUAGUCCUUGUUUUGCUGUGAAGGCUCCGGGAUACCCAGAGUACCUUGCCGCGCCUCAUCGCUCAGGAUUUCAUUUUGAAAAUCACACCCGGAAGUAGGCUUUUGUAACCCUGCGAACUUGACGUUGUCCAGACGCACUCUUUCUGAAACUGAAGCGCGCUGCUGUCCGUGUGGAGGCAGAGCAAGUGCCCUGAGAGGAGCAGAGGACGCGAGCGGCUCCGGGACAUGUUCGUGUCUGUGGCUCUUUCUGAACCUGCUCCUCCACCUGCACUUCCUCUGCUAGGACAACUGCGCAUCCAGUUUUGGGUGUGACAAAUAUCUUGUGUGUGUAGUGUGUCAAGAUUUUGGCUUUUUUCCAGGCUGAGUGGAGGCGCGGAUGACUUGACUUUAUCACCGUCACUGCUUCUACUCAUGUGUUUUGGACGUUUUCUUCGUGCUUUUUCUGUCCAGACCAAAUGUUCUGGGAACACACGCGCGCACACACGGGGCUGCCUAUGCGGAUGUCCACUGAUUUGUUUGCUGAUGGUCAGAGGCUGAAGUUGAAGUCUCGCUCUUGAAGGUGUGAGCUCCAAAUGCAUUCGCUCCUGGGCCGGCGGGAGAAGAAAGAAGAAGAAGCCGGGUUUGGGGUCGAUCUGGGUCUCUCUCCGGGCUUUCUGCCCCAAGCUGCCACCAUGUUCAGCUGUGUGGGCUGCUUCUGGGUGCUCCUCUCCUCCGCUCUGGUCGCCGUGUGCAGUUUCAGCUUCAUAUCUCCUGCCUGGAUUGUUAAGGACCAGCUGAGGAACAGUCACCACCAUCACAACAACAACAAGGACUCGGUGAGCUUCGGCUUGCUGUGGCACUGCUCGGAGUCUCUGGAUCACAUGUACCGAUGCUACACCUUCGGGGGACUGGGCAAAUUCGCAGAGAUCCCGUCCAGCUCCUGGCAGACCAGUGCGGUGCUCUGUUCAGGAGGCUGUGCUCUGCUGGCUGUCAGCUCCCUGUUGGCCAUCAUUACCAUCUUCCUGCCCAGCGGAGGAUGUGAGAGGAGGAUCUGCACCCUGGCUGGAUACAUGCAGAUGGCUGCAGUGUUCAUCAUGGCUGCCGGACUGCUGGUCUACCCCUUUGGCCUAAACUCUUCACUGGUCAGGUCCUUCUGCGGGGACUCUGACAUCUACUACGCGGGCGAGUGCCAGAUCGGCUGGGGCUACAUGCUGGCUAUUGUUGGAGUCAUGCUCACCGUCUUCUUGCCCUUUUUUGCCAAAUAUGCACCGAAGGAGCAACUGUCCCCCACCCCUUUACCCACGUUGUUAUAGUGCAGUGAUACAAUGUCUGGUUUUCUUCCCUCCUGACCACUCUCUCUAACCUGGGCUUGAUGCCAUGGAGAGACACCUGCAUCACAUUUUUUAAGGUGAUGCUGUUUUGGAUGCCCCACUGACACUCAACAACAAAUACUGUCUUCCUGCAUCUGUUACGUAAUUAAAUCAAAUUCAGUUAAAUGGAAUGCUUUAUGUUUAAUAGUGAUCUGUGCUUAUAAUUUUCUCAUAAGCUCUAACAGUUUUCUGCAGUUUGACUUUGAUGUUUUCUUCUUGUUAGCUCUGGAAAUGAUGCAGUCAAAAAACACAAGGACUGUUAACUUCAUUUCACACGAUUAAUGAAAAUUAGCUUAAACAUAACAACGGCUUGCUAAAGAUGUGUUUUUCCCAUUUUCUGUUAUCCUUUAUAGCUAAAUGAACAUGUAUAACAUUCCAAAACAGCCUUGUAGUUGGCUGCAUAAAGAGAGUGGAAGCAUGAGGUUAUGUGCUAAUAUGACUCAUCCAAUCAAAUAAUGUUUCAGUAAGAGGUUCUGAAGAACGCUGAACUCAAGCAGAGAGCCCCUUAAAUCGGCUGACGAUUGAGGAUAUUAAUGGAUCUGGACCCAUGCGCUUCAACUCUGAAGGAGUUGCACCUAGUGACGAUGUUUUGUGUGGAAGCACUUGGACUGUACAUAUGAUCUGCUUUUAAUAGAACUGAGGUUUGAGAAUAAAACAUUUAAACAAGAAUUCUGACACCUUGAAGGAUUUUUGAUCUUCAGACUUUUUCUGCCUUACAGUCUUGUAACCAGGCAGUGAACCAGUGGGAGUCAAGAAGACAUUUUGGCCUUCAAGGACAGUGUAUUUAGUAAGUGUCACAAAGAAAAGGACAGAAGACACUGACUCAGAUCUUCAUAGAGAGCGAAUGGAAAUCUCUCCUCAUAACAAGGAAGUGAAUCAUAAUAGUAAAUAGUGGUUUCAGAGCAGUGUUGUCAAAGAUUUUAUGUUGGGAUACUACAACCUUUUGUUAACCUUUUCCCUAGAAAUGUUUGUGUAUUGUAACUCGCUUGUUAAACUUGUUUUCCAUCUACAACACACAAUACUAAACACUCUAAUUCAGGAAAACAUGCAAAAGGCAGGGAGAUGUAGGAAUUUUGUCAAAAAAUGCAUGAUAAGAUGGGCUUUGUUAAUGUUAGAACAAUUGAUCUAGAUUUUAAAUGUGACCUGACCAACUUGUGCCUUUUAACAUAACCAAGACCAGUGUUUAAUACAAUUAUCAGGUUAUCAUCUUUUUCUGCUGAAAACUGUGGAUCCUGUUGUGUGGUGUGUGUUUUUUUUUCCUAUAUUUUUCCUCUCAGAGGUUAAAAGUUUCUCGUGUACUUGCGGGAUGCAGAGUGAUCUCAUUAACUUGAGAAAAUGCUCUGAGGAUAAAAAAAAAAGAUGAUGUCUUCUAAUUCAUGGAGGUAAUGGCAGAGAGAAGGAAAAAGAUAAAAGCAGUGUACUUGUGUUCAAUUACGCCCUGAGAAUUCUUGCCAAUUAUCUGGAAGAGGUAACUUGAAUUGCUAUAUUAAAAGGUUGUGACAUGCAGCUAACAGAUUAAUUCCUGGCAUUCUUGUCCUGUGUGGUUUAGAAAUUGAGUGGUAGAGGAGAGAGCUGUACAAAUUGAACUUUACCCUUGGUUAUCUGUGCUGAGCUAACACAUUAUUCGCAUUACGUGUAAACGUGGCUUAAAAUAAUUAGCUCCUCAAAUAAUAACAUGUUGCUGUGUUUUUCAUCAGCCCACUUCUGCUUUCUGCUUCCUGCUGGCACCAUUCCUGUCAUGUUCCAAGGACAAAAUGUCUACUUCUCCACUUACUGUCCCUGUACACUGCCAGUUUCAUCAGGCUAGGCUCCCUGUUCUAGUGGCUGUUUAUGUGCGUAUUAGUGUUGAAUGAUGGCUUGGAUUUUUCUAAUGGGUUAUUCUUUAAAUAUUACCUAAAUUUGGGUUCCCAUAAUGACAUGUCCUGACAUUAAGAAAAUUGCUGUGAUUAUGUUGCCAUAUUUGAAAGAAGGUCAGGAGAGAAGUGUUGGUAUUGUAUUGGACCUCAUACUGUGCUUGUGGGAAUGACUAGCGUGACUGCACUGAACUUAUUCCCCCGUUUGUUGAACCUUUGUGUGUAGUCUCAGCACUGGUGAAACUGUUUUGGUAGAAUAGAAUUAUUGUUUUUUUCCAUUGUGAUGUUUGACUGUAAAUAAACUAACUGUACUUGAUA
Messenger RNA from Scatophagus argus, 4414 nucleotides. Its product is annotated as transmembrane protein 211. The record is from RefSeq and is a predicted model, not a curated record. The coding region runs from base 1467 to 2186 and encodes 239 amino acids. Gene Ontology annotation, cellular component: membrane. The transcript has 3 exons. NCBI's taxonomy places the organism in Eukaryota, Metazoa, Chordata, Actinopteri, Scatophagidae.